Molecule: messenger RNA, 2562 nt
Organism: Diaporthe amygdali
Lineage: Eukaryota; Fungi; Ascomycota; Sordariomycetes; Diaporthales; Diaporthaceae
Product: glycosyltransferase family 1 protein
Exons: 7
Coding region: 1-2562 (853 amino acids)
Biological process (GO): carbohydrate metabolic process
Molecular function (GO): hexosyltransferase activity; UDP-glycosyltransferase activity
Source: RefSeq, a predicted model, not a curated record
AUGCCAGCCACGACCAUGGACACCUAUGGAUCAGCGGACGAGUCGAAUAUCGAUCCACCGCCGUCUUACCUCUAUGCUCUUGAGCAAGGACAGCGGGAUGGUGAGACCUCCACAGAUGGCAGGAUCAAUGUUGAUCCAAAUUCACGUCUGGUCAAAUCACUUUCGUUGUUUAUACCGGACUGGAAAUUGACCGACGUACCUGACUCAUCCCAGCCAACCGCUUCGGGUUUGGAAGCGCCACCAGCAUACAGUUCGCUGGCUCUCACACCAAAGACGGACAACGCAAAUGAAGGAUGGUCUCUGCCUUUGAACAUUGUGAUACAGGUUGUCGGUAGUCGUGGCGAUGUACAGCCUUUCAUUGCACUUGGCAACGAGCUACAAAGAUACGGUCACCGUGUUCGACUUGCGACACAUGAUGUCUUCGAAAGCUUUGUGACUAGCUCUAAUCUGGAGUUCUUUCCUAUUGGAGGCGAUCCGGCAGAAUUGAUGGCAUAUAUGGUCAAGAACCCAGGUCUUCUCCCAGGCAUGAGAACUCUGCUCUCCGGGGACAUUCAGACAAAGCGGGCAACCAUUGCCAAAAUUCUCGAAGGCUGCUGGAAAUCAUGUAUAGAACCUGACGGGAAAACUGGACGGCCUUUCGUUGCAGACGCGAUUAUUGCUAAUCCACCGAGCUUCGCUCAUGUCCACUGCGCCCAGGCGCUGGGUAUUCCUGUCCAUCUCAUGUUCACGAUGCCGUGGUCCAGUACGAGAUUCUUCCGUCAUCCUCUGGCCAACAUCAGAGAUUCACAACGGGUCAGUGAGGAUACGAGACGGACUCUGAACUGGGUGUCAUUUGCGUUUGUCGAGUGGAUGACCUGGCAAGGUAUCGGGGAUCUCGUUAAUGAUUGGCGACGCACCCUUGAUCUCGAACCAGUACCAUUCACCGAAGGCCCUUUACUUGCUGAGAAACUCCACAUUCCGACAACUUAUUGCUGGUCACCAGCUUUGAUACCAAAACCCGUCGACUGGCCAGACUUCAUAGAUGUCUGCGGGUUCUUUUUCCGAGAAGAACCACAAUACACCCCUCACCCUGAGCUGGCAAAAUUCCUCAGCGAGGGGCCGCCUCCCAUCUACGUCGGAUUUGGCAGCAUUGUCAUCGAUGAUCCGGAAAAGCUAACAGGAAUGAUUCUUGAGGCCGCGGAGACGAUUGGCGCACGACUAAUAGUCUCCCGGGGCUGGAGCAAACUCGGGGAUUCUCGAGACAGUAAUGACCGGGUGAUAUUCAUCGACGACUGCCCUCACGAAUGGCUUUUCAAACAAGUGGCUGCUGUGGUUCACCAUGGUGGUGCUGGCACAGCGGCAUGCGGCCUCCGCUUCGCCAAACCGACCUUCAUCGUGCCAUUCUUUGGGGACCAAUUCUUCUGGGGCGAAAUGGUCGCCCACGCCGGUGCCGGACCGAGCGCUAUCCCGCAUAAAGACCUGAACUUGAAGAAAUUGACCGAGGCUUUGAAAUUUUGCAUGUCUGCGGAGGCAUCGAAAGCAGCUCUCGCUAUAUCAGACAAGAUGAAAGGAGAUUCUGGCGUGAAGGCCGCUGCACGCAGCUUUCAUAAACACCUCCCAGCAGAGAGGAUGCGAUGCCAGCUUGCCGAAGAUAGGGUAGCCACAUGGGCAUACUCCAGGCACGGCAAGCGAAUCAUCUUGUCAAAUUUCGCUGUAGAGAUACUGGCACGUCGUUUGAAAAUCGACAAGGGGAAGCUGAAACAGCACAUGUCGAACACAAUUAUAAUCCAAAAUUCUCGCUGGGAUCCAAUCACCGGAACAGCUUCUGCCAUCGUUGGAGUCUAUACGGGCAUGGCAGGCGCGGCAGCAGGCAUCGUCACUAAGCCCGUAGCAGCAUUGAGAGCCCCGAAAUCGAAGAGCAUGGACUCAGAUGCUGAGGUCGCGGAAGCGGGCCACGGAAAUGGCCCAGGUCUAGCACUUCCGACAUCUCCCGCUCCGGCACGGGCUGCUCAGGUCGGGCUCCCUCGUCGCAAUGGUAACCGAACUUCCGGUCGCGAUUGCAUGUCUACCGGCGGUGCCAUGGCCAUUGGGGUAGCUUCGGGCGUAGGGUCUCUUCUCCAUAACUUCGCCAAGGGCUAUCUGAUUGACAUGCCCCUCGCUUUUACCGAAGGGAUGCGUAAUGCACCGCGUCUAUAUGGUGGAAAAGUGGCCAAUUACGGGCCCGUUACCGACUGGAAAUCCGGAAUCAUGGUCUCGGGCAAGAACCUGGAAAACGGCAUAGGACAGGGAGUUGCCGGUGUGGUACAGGAGCCAGUACGGGGUGCACAACAAGAUGGUGCGCUGGGCGCCAUCAAAGGGAUGGGGAGAGGGCUCCUUGGGUUGUGCACUGGUGUCUCCUCCGCAGCUAUGGGCGUCGUUGCGUAUCCCGGAUGGGGCAUUUAUCAGAGCAUAAACCGCUCUCUACAUACUAGGACGCGCGACCGGAUUGUGGCUGCCCGCCUGGUGGAGGCCAAGCAUGAAUUCGGCAGCACAAAGGACCCAGAUGUGGAACGACGUGUCUUGGAGCGCUUCAAUGCUUUUUAA